UAUAUAUGAAAGUAUCAAGUAAGGCCGCCAGUAUCGUGAAACAGCAGAAAAUAACCCUGAACGCUGGAAGCAGCAGACUUGCCGUCAGUCGUGUUGUGCGUCUCACAGUGAUAACUAGUGACAUCAAACAUGGUUCUGGACACAGAAGAUUGGGCUGAUGAGCUCCCACCAGAACAGAUUGCCGUGCUGCGCAAGGCUUUCGAUGGCUUCGAUCACAACCGCUCAGGCAGCAUCCCCUGCGACUUCGUCGCCGACAUCCUCAGAAUGAUGGGGCAGCCCUUUAACAAGAAGAUCUUGGAGGAGCUCAUUGAAGAAGUCGAUGCUGAUAAGUCUGGUCGUCUGGAGUUCGGAGAGUUCGUAACCCUUGCCGCCAAGUUCAUCGUGGAGGAAGAUGCUGAGGCUAUGCAAAAAGAACUUAGGGAAGCUUUUAGAUUAUAUGACAAAGAAGGCAACGGUUACAUUCCCACGUCGAGCUUGCGCGAGAUCCUGCGCGAGCUGGACGAGCAACUCACCGAUGAAGAGCUCGACGGGCUCAUCCAAGAGAUCGACACCGACGGCAGCGGCACCGUAGACUUCGAUGAAUUCAUGGAAAUGAUGACAGGAGAAUAAGCGUUUACUUCUAUUUUCUUCUAUUUAUACGGUCUAAUUUAAGGAAUCUCUACACUUCGGUACUUCAACCUUUCGAGUCUUGGGAACAUUGGACGAUUCAUUCUAACAUUCAGAGAUGAAUGUUUAGGUACAUCAAUUUCAUCCAUAACAUAAAGUAUUAUGUAUGUAUUGUACAAAAUAAUAUUUGUUCUUGUUUAAUUGAUGUGUGUGACUGCGUAAUGUUUAUACCUACUUAUUAAUAAAUCUUUUAUUCUACUA
This is a messenger RNA of Plodia interpunctella (Indianmeal moth), 867 nucleotides long. Its product is annotated as troponin C-like. NCBI's taxonomy places the organism in Eukaryota, Metazoa, Arthropoda, Insecta, Lepidoptera, Pyralidae. Gene Ontology annotation, cellular component: myosin II complex. Gene Ontology annotation, molecular function: calcium ion binding. The coding region runs from base 130 to 609 and encodes 159 amino acids. The record is from RefSeq and is a predicted model, not a curated record. The transcript is spliced from 6 exons.